Molecule: messenger RNA, 892 nt
Organism: Amphimedon queenslandica
Lineage: Eukaryota; Metazoa; Porifera; Demospongiae; Haplosclerida; Niphatidae
Exons: 4
Coding region: 188-892 (234 amino acids)
Source: RefSeq, a predicted model, not a curated record
UAAAAUGCAUUCAUUCUGCAUUAGCUAAUACUGUGACUAUUUUAAGACUAUAAUUUUCCUGUUCAGUCGGUGUGCACUGUAGACACAACAUUAUUUGUUCAUGUUAUGGUUUCCUUUUCUGAUGAGCAUAAAAAAGACAGUGUCUACUACCACUAAUAUAUAUCAUUAAAGGCGCAUUCAAAAAACUAUGAAGAUGCUUUAUUUUCUUCUUCUUUUGUUCAUUGGAUCUUUUGAUGUCACAUCUGCUAGCUGUGACUGUCCAUCCAGUAAGCAUACUAACUUAGAACAGCUAGAAAAUUACUAUCACCAACAAGGAGUUCCUCCAAAUGAGAAACCAACUACAGCUGAGCAAAGAUUUAUCAACAGUGUAGUUAAAUAUUUGAAAAUAGAUGAAGAUAGCAACCAAUCAUCUGGUGGAAAUAAAGGGCAAGAAGGAGCAGUUGCUGGUUCCUGUCAAUGUACAGGCCACCCUGGACCAACAGGAUCACCUGGGACAGGACAAAAAGGAGAGAGGGGACCAGCAGGACCAACUGGAGCACAAGGACCUCCUUCAGGAUUUGAUGCUUUAGCUAAAUAUUAUGCAAAGUACGGUCGUAUAGAAAUUGUCAAGUUUUGGGCUGUGAAAUAUUUGGAGCAUAAUGUCAAGCCAACAUCUCCACCUAUAGGACCACAGGGACGCCUAGUCAGGCGGAGCCAGACUCUUCGUUUUCCCAAGAGAGGUUUUAGGGACCCCAGGGAUUCUGGGGAUACCCUGGACCCUGGGGACCCCCUGGACCUCCUGGACCCCCUUCACCCCCUGGGCCUCCUUCUGGACCCCCUGGACAUCCCUCUGGAUUCCGAGAGCGGCGGAGCCAGACUCUUCGUUUUCCCACCAGAGGUAGGCCCCACCUGA